Messenger RNA from Penicillium angulare, 1377 nucleotides. Its product is annotated as Major facilitator superfamily domain general substrate transporter. Lineage: Eukaryota; Fungi; Ascomycota; Eurotiomycetes; Eurotiales; Aspergillaceae. The transcript is spliced from 4 exons. Gene Ontology annotation, molecular function: transmembrane transporter activity. The coding region runs from base 1 to 1377 and encodes 458 amino acids. Gene Ontology annotation, biological process: transmembrane transport. Gene Ontology annotation, cellular component: fungal-type vacuole membrane. The record is from RefSeq and is a predicted model, not a curated record.
AUGGCUUCAACGCGCGAACACGUUCCAUGUUCGAGCUUUGUAAAGCUUGAGAAUAAUACAGCAAGAACGAAUAGCGACAGUUCCAGGUCAUCAACAACUUACAAAUCAUGCGAGGAAAAUGAAGUUAAGGUCAAUCAUUGCGAGGAAGAUUUGCCCCCAGCUGAUGGCGGCAUUCACGCAUGGCUCUUUCUACUUGCUUCCACAAUGCUAGAGGCACUUGUAUGGGGAUAUGCUUUUGCUUUUGGGAUCUUCCAGAACUAUUACAGUGUGCAUAAGCCCUUUAAAGGGUCUGAAAAUAUAGUCGUUAUAGGAACCUGCGCCAUGGGUUUGGCAUACUUGGUUGCCCCGAUGGCAAUUAUUAUGAUGAUAAUGCUUCCCCGUUUAGCGCCAUGGGUUUCAACAAUCGGGGUGGUGAUGGUGUGUCUUUCACUUGCGCUCAGCUCAUUUGCCACAAAUGUGACGCACCUUAUUAUCUCACAAGGAAUAGGAUUCGGUAUCGGCGGAUGCUUUGCAUACACCCCGUCUGUUUUAUACAUGUCUGAGUGGUUUUGUAGAAGAAAGGGACUGGCAUUUGGAAUUGUCUGGGCGGGGUCAGGGAUUUCUGGUGUCUUAUUUCCUCUCGUUAUCGAAUGGCUGCUUGGUAAAUAUGGCAUCGAAACGACCCUUCGAAUCUCCGCUCUGGCUCUCUUUAUUCUUGCAGCACCUUUCCUCUACUGGCACAGACCUAGACUGCCACCACUCAAGACUGUCAACCAUGAUCGACUAAACUUCUACUUUUUGGGUAGCAGAGUUUACAACAUAUAUCAACUUGGCAACACGUUUCAAGCACUGGGAUUCUUUCUACCAACCAUAUACCUUCCAACAUAUGCUCGCAGUAUUGGCGCGAAUGAGGUUCUGUCUUCGCUCACUGUCACGCUCUUUAACUUGACUUCGGUGCUCAGCUCCGUUCUUGUGGGCUUCCUUUCUGAUCGAUAUCAUGUCACAAUCCCUAUUCUUAUUACAACGAUCGGCUCCGCACUAUCAAUCCUUUUCCUUUGGGGAUUUGCUACAUCCAUUCCGGCUUUAUAUAUUUUUUGUAUCGCAUAUGGGCUUCUGGCAGGCGGGUAUUCGUCAACAUGGUCAGGGGUAGCCCAACAGAUUCAACGGGCGAACCCGAUGGCAGACACGACCGUCAUUUUUCCAUUCAUGGAGUUUGGCAGAGGAAUCGGCAAUGUGGUUAGCGGCCCCCUUAGUGAAGCGUUGCUCAGAGCGGAUACUUGGCAAGGCCGCGCACAGGGCGCGUAUGGAAGUGGCUACGGCUUGCUUAUUAUUUGCACAGGCGUCACUGCUUUGUUAGGUGGUGUUUCUGUCGUGGGACGAAAAUUCAAAUGGGUAUAA